Messenger RNA from Pocillopora verrucosa, 1270 nucleotides. Its product is annotated as P2X receptor C-like. Gene Ontology annotation, biological process: calcium ion transmembrane transport. The record is from RefSeq and is a predicted model, not a curated record. Gene Ontology annotation, cellular component: membrane. Lineage: Eukaryota; Metazoa; Cnidaria; Anthozoa; Scleractinia; Pocilloporidae.
UCUUUCUUCAAUCAAUAUUUAACCAUGUCCUUACUUCAUUACAUUACUUACAAGCUUGUUAUAAUCAGAGAUCGAAGAAUUGGCGUAAUUUAUUACGUCAUCGCGAUUGCAGUUAUCCUCUACUCUUUAGCUGAAAUAUUUGUCAAGAAAGGGUAUUUAGAGUUUGAUACAGCACCUGACGCAACUAUAAGAUUUCUCCUAUCAGAUCCCAAGGAAGAUAACGGAGUUGAUCAUGAUAAAUCAGCUCAGGUUGCAAACUUGAGCUACUGCUGUUACAAUGAAACUGCUUCAGAGUAUUGUACACAAUGCCAGGUAAUGGACGCAAGGGAGUUAUCUUGGCCUGUGGAGUCUCGCACAAUUAGUUUGACAACAUUUUCCAAGGAUCGCUGGCAGACCAAAAACAUGUCAUCUGGCAAAUUUGGGAAAUUCGAAACCAUCAGAGAAAACCUAUACUUCACAGUUCAACCAGAGAAGAUGAUGAUAAAAAUUGAACAUGCAGUACUGGCUACAAAGUUUUUAACAGGUAAAUUAGGAGGAAAAGACCUGGCAGCAUCACAAAGAAACAUGAAAGGAUAUCUGUAUGGCCAUAAUGGAACACUUAUAAAAAGUCUUUCAUCCAACAAAGAGGAUCGGAUGAGAGGAAAGGCAGAUAAGCUUACCGUUCAAGAAAUCCUCCAAGCAGCUGGAGUUACAAGCCUGGAUGAAACCUCAGAUGCCCUCAAUUCUAAAGGGAAGCCAUUCCGAAGACAUGGAAUUGUCCUGCAUAUGGCCAUCAAUUAUCAAAAUGCCGAGUCGACUUGGCUUGGAACAGGAGAUAUAGAAUAUUCAUACCAAGUGAGAAGAAUCCCAUAUGCUGAUUACCGAGUGAAUGAAGUGAUACCAGUCAUAGAUGCCACAGAUUUUACAAACCCAAGUCUAGAACAUCAUCAAGAAAAUCGACUCUUUAGAAAACGUUAUGGAAUCAAAAUAGAAUUCCACCAAAGUGGUGUACUGGGUCAUUUCUCUUUCUCAGCACUGUUAGGUCACCUUGCAUCUGCAGUAAGUCUUCUAACCCUGACAGCCACCAUUGUAGAUAUUCUUAUAUUGUACAUCCUGCCCAAUAAAUCAGAAUACCGCAGCUUGGUAUACAAACGUUUUCCAUCUGUAGAACAGUACGAAGAAAAGGAAAAGAAUGAAUAACAAAUGUCCACCUGUUUUACCAUUAUUGAAGGCCUUUAUAGAGCAAUUUAAAUCAAAUUUCUUAGUAACAGAAGAAUGUUUAAAAUUAUAG